Onthophagus taurus is the source of this 1775-nucleotide messenger RNA. Its product is annotated as amidophosphoribosyltransferase. NCBI's taxonomy places the organism in Eukaryota, Metazoa, Arthropoda, Insecta, Coleoptera, Scarabaeidae. The record is from RefSeq and is a predicted model, not a curated record. Gene Ontology annotation, molecular function: amidophosphoribosyltransferase activity. Gene Ontology annotation, biological process: purine nucleobase biosynthetic process.
GAGGAAAAUAAGUCUUUUAAAUUAUUUAAUAAUUAAUUAAUUAAAAGUUUUAAUUGUGAAUUUAUUUAAAUAUUAGAUCGUACCUAUAUUCAGUUAUUUAAUAGAUAAUGUGCGAACCGAAUAAACUAAUGAUUAGGGAUGAUAAAAAGAAUCUCUUCGAUGAUGAAUCUUUUAAAUUGGAUAAGAGGUACAAUCGGGGGGUUUCCCAAUCGGGGUUAACACACGAAUGUGGUGUUUUUGGGUGCAUUGCUGUUAAUGAUUGGCCUACGCAGCUGGAAAUAUCGCAAAUUAUUUGCUGGGGGUUGGUUGCACUACAACAUAGAGGUCAAGAAUCAGCUGGAAUUGUAACAAGCGAAGGAACAAGUCGACACUCAUUCAAUGUAUGCAAAGGAAUGGGAAUGAUUAAUAAUAUAUUUAACGAUGAAGCUAUAAGAAAAUUAAAAGGAAAUUUGGGAAUCGGCCACACUAGAUAUUCAACAAGCGCCGCUUCCGAAGAAGUUAAUUGUCAGCCAUUCGUUGUACACACCGCACAUGGUGCAUUAGCCGUUGCUCAUAAUGGAGAAUUGGUAAACUGCGAUAGUUUAAGACAAAUGGUUUUAGCACGAGGUGUCGGACUCUCAACACACUCCGACAGCGAAUUAAUCACCCAAGCGUUGUGUUUAAAUCCACCAGAAGGUGAAACCGAUGGUCCAGAUUGGCCAGCUCGCAUAAAACAUUUAAUGCAAUUAGCUCCAUUGAGUUACUCUUUGGUUAUUAUGCUUAAAGAUAAAAUUUACGCCGUUAGAGAUCCUUAUGGGAAUAGACCCUUGUGUCUAGGGAAAAUCUUACCGAUGAAUGAACCUCUCGAUGGAGAAUGUGAUGAAACAAGUAACGCUGAAGGUUGGGUUGUUGCGUCAGAAUCAUGCGGAUUCCUUUCAAUCGGGGCCCAAUACGUCCGGGAGGUAUAUCCAGGGGAAAUUAUCGAAAUGACUCGAGAAGGAAUCAAAACAAUCGACAUUGUAGCUCGACCCGGAGAUAAAGCACAAGCUUUUUGCAUCUUUGAAUAUGUUUACUUCGCGCGAUCCGAUAGUAUUUUUGAGGGUCAAAUGGUUUAUGCUGUAAGAAUGCAAUGUGGGAAGCAAUUAGCGAUCGAACAUCCUGUUGAGGCAGAUAUAGUUAGUUCGGUGCCGGAAUCGGGAACGGCUGCUGCUCACGGGUUUUCAAGGCAAACGGGAAUUUCUUUUGCUGAAGUUCUUUGUAAAAAUCGAUAUGUAGGACGAUCGUUUAUCCAACCAAGUAAUCGAUUAAGACAAUUAGCUGUUGCUAAAAAAUUCGGAGCUCUCAGCGAAAAUUGUAAAGGAAAAAGAAUCAUUUUAAUCGAUGAUUCUAUAGUUCGGGGAAACACCAUUGGACCGAUUAUUAAGUUAUUAAGAAAUGCCGGUGCUAAAGAGGUUCAUAUUAGAAUUGCGAGCCCCCCUUUACUAUUCCCGUGUUAUAUGGGAAUUAAUAUUCCAACUCGGGAGGAAUUAAUCGCCAACAGAUUAACACCGAAAGAAUUGGCGGUUCACGUUGGGGCAAAUUCUUUGGAAUAUUUAAGUGUCGAAGGAUUAAUAAAAGCCGUUAAGUGGGAUUUAAAAAGUAAGGGGUCCGCAAAAAUUGGUCAUUGCACUGCAUGUUUAACGGGAGAAUACCCAGGGGGUGUCCCCGCACCUUUAGAAUGGUGAAUCAUUCAAACAAUAUAUUUAUUUUAUCUUUACUAUGUAAAUAAAUAAAUAAACGUGGAUUUUUAAAUAAAA